Molecule: messenger RNA, 264 nt
Organism: Gongylonema pulchrum
Lineage: Eukaryota; Metazoa; Nematoda; Chromadorea; Rhabditida; Gongylonematidae
Source: the annotation of a GenBank genome assembly
UAUCGAAUAUGUUAUGGGGUAGAAUCGGAAUCCGACGAGGAGCAAGGGAUGAUCGGCGGUGUGCGUGAUGAAGUGAAUAUCCGUGAGCUCGCUGACAACAACAUGAAUGAUUAUCGAAUAUGUUAUGGAGUAGAAUCGGAAUCCGACGAGGAGCAAGGGAUGAAUGGCGGUGUGCGUGAUGAAGUGAAUAUCUGUGAGCUCGCUGACAACAAUAUGAAUGGUUUAUUGUGUUUAUUUUCCAACAGCAUAAUCGCUGAGACCUGA